UUUCAGAUUACAGGGGACUGUUUGUUCGUUGUGAUUUUUCAUGAACUAGGAUCACUCAAGCUCGCAUCUUUAUCUUCUCGAUGGUUCGAAAAAGUUAUAGAGCUGUCGAAACAGGUUUGACUGUCGGAACUCCAACGCUUUCUAGGAUUAAGGUUAUCGCAACUUGUUUCAGCUGAUGGCUAGAUCUUUCACUGCUGAGAAGUACCUAAAGAAAAUAGGCCUUGGAAAGGAAGACUACUACUUCUGGAAACAAAUAGGCAAAGCACUUUUAUGCACAUACACAGUGUUUGGUGCCAUGUGGUUAUACAAUGAAACAUCCCCACUUGGUUGGUGGACACUGAAACCAGUACCUAAGGAAGAGAAAGAACUGGCUCAUCUCUAUCAGCGAAUCAAUUACCCGUACCCUGGUGACGAGGAGGCCAUGACUGAUUUCAUUGCAAAAGGUGGGAUGAUUGGGACAAUGGUGAGUGCCAAAGGGACCAUAGAGAUGGACUCCUCCGGUCCCAUGAACUAUCAGAAGCAGUUGCAGAAAGACAAGUUCGAUCAGGAAGCACUUAAGUUGUGGUUGAGGAUGAAGAAUGAAGUUGUUCAAGAGCUUCAGGAGAAAGGGUAUGAUUUGGAGUGAUUACCAUCGAUGUUUCAAGUAUAAUAAUAAUGUUGGAUCAUGGAUGAAUGUCUUGAUUUUACUCUCGUGAAGAUGCAUGCAUAGUCGAUUAUUAUGUGAGUUUUAUGAAGUGACUUACUUAGUUGUUAAAUAUUUAAAUGUGUGUUUUGUUUCUUUUUAAUGUAAUGUCCUUGUUCGCUUUAUAUUUAAAGAGAAUCACGAAUUAACUAACUUUCUUGUAUGGCCAUGUCAAAAUAGUUCUAUGUGUUACGUGACUACAGGGGCAUGUAUCAACUUU
Helianthus annuus (common sunflower) is the source of this 902-nucleotide messenger RNA. RefSeq lists its product as uncharacterized. The transcript has 3 exons. NCBI's taxonomy places the organism in Eukaryota, Viridiplantae, Streptophyta, Magnoliopsida, Asterales, Asteraceae. Bases 176 to 625 code for a protein of 149 amino acids. The record is from RefSeq and is a predicted model, not a curated record.